CGGUGGGGAGAACACCUUUUCUCAAGUUUCAUGUACAAGUCAUAAUGCAUAAGGUACAAUUUAUCGUCUUUUCCUAUCCAGACUCCGGCGGUCCUAUUUUCCGGCGAAAGCUCCCAAACUGAAUGACGUAUGAUCUGUUGAGGUUGACUGCUCACUGCUUCUUAAACGAAAAUCAAAGUUAAACGCGAAACUCCAAAAGUUUGGUUUCCACAAUUAACCCUCUCGGUUGAUCAGCAAAUCCAACAAACUUGCAGGUGUUCCAUGCAUAUUUGGGGUCUUGAAACAUAAUGCAUUCUUCGUACGCAUGACAUGUUGAGCAACCGCCAACCAUAGACUUAUUUAACAGUCUUAAUCUGUCAGUGUCAGCAUGCUAGGCACCAGCUUUGGCCAUUUCCACCCACCCCCCCUUGGGGGUUAACAUGAGGAGCAUCUGCUGUCGAUUUCUCGAAUACCUAGCUGGGUACGGUGUGGCAUCUGGGUCGAGGCAAAAGAUUAUUCUCGUGUAAAUGCGAGGCUUAUUAGCCCUAAACAGGCAUAAUUCCAUCUUUGCUAGCCAAUCUUUCUAUUACCCCAAAAGGUUCUACAUCCCACACUCUUGUUUGAAGGAUGUAAGCACUGUAAGUGAAGCUCUCAAUUUGGCCGGAAGCUCAAAAUCAUCUGUUCUUGGAAGCCAAAUUCAUGGUCAUAUAGUCAAACUAGGUUUAUCAAAUGACAUUUUUUCUCAAAACAAUUCAAUAAAGAUGUAUGCCAAUUCUGGGGUGUUCGGUGAUGCAUGCAAACUUUUUGAUGAAAUGCCGAAGAGAAAUCUUGUUUCUUGGACUCUGAUCAUAUCUGGAGCAAAUAAAAAUGGCGAGUAUGGGGUGGCUCUGGAUUCAUUUGUUUAUAUGAUACGAACUGGGUAUUUCCUGCCCAACGAGUUUGCUUUAGGUAGCAUUAUGAAAGCUUGUAUCAGUAUGGGAGCAAUUGACUUCGGUCUCUGCAUCCAUUGUUUUUCCGUCAAGAUUGGAAUGGACAAAAACGAUUUCGUAGCUAGUUCAAUUCUGCACAUGUAUUCCAAAUAUGGAGGUAUUGAAGCUUCUGAACAGUUCUUCAAGAGUCUGAAUGGUUCAGAUCUUGGUUGUUGGAAUGCUAUGGUUGGAGGCUAUGCACAAUGUGGAUAUGGCCUUGAAGCUGUGAAUACUGUAUCUUCUAUGCACUCUAAAGGAGUCCUAAUGGAUGAAUUCACCUUCAUUCAUGCUCUCAAUGCGUGCUCAAUUACAUCUGAACUGGAUUUCGGAAGUCAGAUUCACGGUCUGAUUGUUCGAAAUGGUUUUGAAUCGGCAAUUACAUUAACAAAUUCAUUGAUAGAUAUGUAUUUCAAAACUGGUGCGAAUGAUCAUGCUUGGAAGCUUUUCGAAACAAUGGAGGACAAAGAUAUGGCAUCUUGGAAUACCGUUUUAGCCGUUUCUUCUCAGAUUGCAGGCGUAGAACAAGUUGUAAGUUUGUUCACUGAUUUUAUGUUCACGGGAUUAAAGCCCAAUAGGAUAACGUUCUUAAUCUUGUUCCGUAUGUGUGGAGAUCUUCUUGAAGUUGAUUUAGGUCUGCAGUUUUAUGGUCUUGCAAUUCGGCUCGGAUUAAAUGGUAAGCCUCAUGUCUCCAACUGUCUUAUUAACAUGUUCUGUAGAUGCAGUGACAAAGAAACCGCACGCUUGAUUUUCGAUUCGUUGCCUUCAAGAAACGUCCAAAACUGGAACGAGAUGAUCCACGGGUAUAACUGGAGUUCCGAUCUCGAAGCUCUUAAGCUUUUCACCAAUUUGUGGGGUUCGAGUGUCGAACCGGAUGAGAUCACCUUUUCUUGUGCUGUGGAAGCAUGUUUCAAGACCGAAAAUGUGCAAGUUGGUAGACAAGUUCACGGGAUUAUAAUCAAAUCCGGUUUCGCUUCCAACGGGUACAUAUGUAGUUCACUAAUCCACGGUUAUGCUAAAUUCGGAUUUCUGACCGAUUCAUACGCUUUCUUUGACGACAAAAUGGAUUUGGUCUCUUGGGGUGCUCUGAUUUCGACAUUGGUAGAUCAAGGCUACACAAGAACAGCCAUUGGGUUUCUCGAUCGUCUUAAAGAAGAUGGACAAAAUCCCGAUAAGUUCAUUUUCGGUAGCGUUUUGAACGCUUGUGCUAGCAUUGCGUCUCUCAACCUAACGAAAUCCGUCCACGGACGAGUUUUCAGGAUCGGGCUCGAUACUGAUGAACACGUUGCUAGCUCAAUCAUAGACGCCUACGGAAAAAGCGGCGAUAUCACGAGUGCCGCCAUCGCUUUUCACCAGUCGUGCAGGUUUGCUGAUGUAGCUCUUUUUAAUACAAUGAUAAUGGUGUACGCUACUCAUGGACGUGUAACGGAAGCAAUGGAAGUUUACGAGAUGAUGAAAUCCGCGAACCUAAAGCCGACUCAAUCCACAUUCGUGUCAAUUUUAUCGGCUUGCAGUCAUGUGGGUCUUGUUGAUCUUGGCCGUACGUUAUUCAGAUCGAUCUCAUUAGAUUACAAAAUGGAUCCGUCUCCAGAUAACUAUGGUUGUUUGGUUGAUUUACUAUCGAGAAAUGGACAUCUGGAAGAAGCCAAGAGUGUGAUUGAGUCAAUGCCGUUUCUAGCUUGGCCGGCUAUAUGGCGAUCGUUUCUUAACGGAUGUCGGAUACAUGGUAACGUAGAGCUCGGAAAAACGGGUGCGAAGAAGCUAUUCGAGAUGUUUCCGGAGACCAAUGCAGGGUACGUGUUAUUGUCGAAAAUUUAUUGUGAAGAUGGUAACUGGGAAGAUGGUUUAAAGGUGAGGAAGGAGAUGGUUGAUAAGGCAAUCAGGAAAGACUUGGGAUGUAGUUGGAUUAAUGUAUAAAAGAAAAGGCCAAAUUAAAAGCCCAA
Molecule: messenger RNA, 2887 nt
Organism: Cynara cardunculus var. scolymus (artichoke)
Lineage: Eukaryota; Viridiplantae; Streptophyta; Magnoliopsida; Asterales; Asteraceae
Product: pentatricopeptide repeat-containing protein At3g09040, mitochondrial-like
Exons: 4
Coding region: 507-2861 (784 amino acids)
Biological process (GO): RNA modification
Molecular function (GO): RNA binding; protein binding
Source: RefSeq, a predicted model, not a curated record